AUGUUGCAACAAAAACUUGAAAACAACAAUUUACCAGUUAAUUAUUUACAAUUUCAUGAAAAUGCUUUUGUUAGUCCAUUAAAUUUGAUUAACCUUAGUCAACCUCCACCAUCGACUUUUGGGAAAGCGCCACAUACGUUUUAUGAGACACGUUUAUCACCAUAUGAUGGCCCACAGCGACCGUUAACAUUACAAUCGGUUGAUGCAGAAAAACUAAACAUGUUAACAUUUUUGGCACGACGAAAAUUAAAAGAAGAUCGCUGGAAAAAAAAAGAGAAUGAUAUGAUAGGCGGAAAUGAUGGGUCUACAAUAAAAAAUCGACGAUCAAAUCUACAACAACAACGGAGAAGUUCUUCAACUCGGUCAACAUCAGCAACAAACAUUCCUAAAAAAUCGAUAUUACCCAAAAAGAACGCUUCAGAUAUUAAUUCUUUUAAAAUAAUUAAUCGAUCGGAAACGCCAUCAUCGGUUUCAUUUUCCGUCCCAAGCCGAAUUGAUACAACACCAACAUUAUCUAUUUCUGAUAUAUAUGAAAGCAAACAACGAGAAAUUAUAGAAUUACACAAAAAAUUAGUUUCCUUUUUGAAUGUUUUACAUAAUGAUCCACCACAAAGAGAAAAUAUUAUUGAUGAGACGGAGCAAGAAAAACAACGAAGAAUAAGAUUAAAACGCGAGCGAAUUCGACGUGAUUUACGAGCAACAUACAAUUCACAUACAGAAUUAAAACAAAUAUUGAUUGAAAUGAAACAACCCGAAGCAAAUUUGCAUCGUUUGAUCUAUCGUCAUGUCAAUGCUUAUAAAACGGCAUUAUUGACAGUUGAAACGUUAACAAACGAAGCUCCAAUUAAAUCUAAUGAUUCAUCUGCUCAAAAAUUAAUGAUGUCGUUUUUGUCUAUGUUAGAAACAUUGUUAAUUGUUAAUAAAGCAUUUCAUCUAUCAUCAUUAAAUAUUGAUCCAGAAUAUUUGCAGCCACCACCGGUGAGAAAAUCGAUAAUCAACAAAAACUUUCAGCAACCAAAACAAUUUGAAUCAAAAUCGACAAAAUCACGUGGUUUUAUCGUAAACAAUGAGCAAGACGACUCAUCUAAUCUCUUACCAUCGAUUUAUCAUGAGUUAGUGAAGAAGAAAAAUCGCAAUGAAAGACCUCGAUCGGCAUUGACCAAUCAUCAUUCUGUUCCAUCCGUACUGUAUGGUGAUCGUCAACGAUUGCGACCACUUAGCGCGGACUCAAUACGUCAACGAUUACCAGAAGUGUCAAAAAAAAAACAGCAAAACUUUGCCCGCUCAACGAUAUCCAUAGAAAAUAAAAUAAAUCGACGUGCAAGAAGUCAUUCACCAUUACCUUCCCACAUAUCGCCAACAUCACCACCUCGAUCUACCGGAUAUUCGCAAAAUGAUAUAGUUACAAUUGAUCAUAUUUUGAUGAAAAUUGCUCCACGUUUAUUAACCACUUAUACUGGUCAAGAAUUAUCUGAACAAAUUGAAAAAGCUCGUGUUAUUAUACCAAUGUUUUUAACUGAUGAAUACCUUAGUGAAAAUGAAAUUGUACGUCGAGUCACAGAAAUGCUGAUUCCAAGAAAUCGACAGAGAAUACAACCAUCACCACCACUGACCCAUUAUCAAGUUCAACAGACGCUUGAUAACCAUUCUCAAUCAUCCGAUAUUGCUAUAUUUCAACAGCAAAUUGUCGAAUGGGAAGACGAAAUGAAUAAAAUUAGACGUCGUGUUCAGAAUGUUAAAAAUAUGGAAUUAGAAGAUCCGAUAAAAUCUAGUUCGAAACAAUCGCGAACAGUAACAUUUAAUCUAGAACCACAGUCAACACCAGAACAAAUCUAUCAUGAUGACAAUGUUCAGAUUCAUCCACCGUUGUUUGAACAAGCAUCCAAUGAUACCAUGGAAAAACAUCGUUUAUCACCAUUGUCAAAUCACAGUCGUCCUACUGCUUUUGAAAGAAGUCAUAAAAUGAAACGUUUACGUCCAUUAGACAAGGAAAAAAUUAAUCGAAUUGAGGAAUAUCAAAAACAAUAUCAGAAUUAUUUAUCACGUACUGAUUCGACGAAAACUGAUGAUUUCGACCCCUGUAAAGUAACAGAAAGAUUAUCGGAACUGUUCUUAGACGACGCACUAUGGACGAUUGUAUAUGAACUCGAACACUUAAAUGAGGAAAUUUGUGAUAAAAUGACCCAAAAUGAAAUACUUGGCAAUGAUAUUGAUAAAGAACAAGUAAAGGAAUUGAUUUCAUUCAAAAGAUUAGAUGACUAUCAUGUUGAACAACAGCAACAACAAGUUAAAAAAAGAAUAUCGCCAAAUGAGUAUGAUCGACACUAUUCACCCGUUGAGAAUCAAUAUAAUAUGUCAAGCUUUGAAGAUGAUUUUAACAGUGAGAGCAAACUGUCACGAUCAGAUGAUGAGUAUGAAAAGGAUAGACGAGAAACAAAACCAAAAAUGGAAGGUACUGGCCGUUUUACUACUAUGCAAACAAGACAUUCAACGUCCUCUUCGUCCUCACGUUCAUCUACUCCUUCGUAUAACAUAAAACCUGCUAUUAUUCUUCGACCAACGACCAUUGCUACAUCCAAAACAACUUAUUCAUCUAAUUCUCAACGACAAGAACAAACUAUUAUUAAAAAAUCAUCAGGUCGUUCUUCAACUCCCUCUCUUUCAUCUGACCGCGAUUCGCCUAAACCACAUCAAGGAAAGAAAAGAAUUUCUCAACAUUCGGGCGACGAUAAUAUUCAUGUAAGCGAGAUAACAGGUGAACGUGUCUACUCGUUAGACUUUGAUGAAGUUGGUGCAGGUGGUAGUGAGAUGGGUGCAGAUACAAUGAAAAUAUCAGCUCGCUCAUUAACUACAUUCGAUCACGAUUCUGAGAUAAGUGACUAA
Didymodactylos carnosus is the source of this 2883-nucleotide messenger RNA. Lineage: Eukaryota; Metazoa; Rotifera; Eurotatoria; Philodinida; Philodinidae. The record is from the annotation of a GenBank genome assembly.